GAGUGAGAACUGCUGGUGGCUUCGCUCUGCCUGUGAGUUCCAGCUCGCUCUGCAUCUGUGUACAGGCUCCUCACUCCCGGGAUCAACUCUGCUGCUGCUGCUGCUGCUGCUUAGGACAAUGUUAAAACCAGCUGCCCAGGUGCUGUGUGCAUAGGUGUCUCUGCUUUCCUGGUGUUUUUUGUGUGCAUCUGUUCUCAUAUGAUGAGCUGUUGAUCCCCUCUGUGGUUUCCUUCCAUGGCGUCUGAGGGAGCUCGGGCCAAAAGGACCAUUCUGGUUGCAUCCAGGGUCCACUGGAGCAGCAUGGACCUACCCGACCUAAUCCCAGCUCAGGACCAGGAGGCUCACGGAAAUUCGAGCCAGGACAGUGUCAGGAAAUGGCUCACCACCACCGGCACUGAGGACGAUGCAAAGCAUGAGCCUCUGCAGGAAGCUGCAGAGCCUCUGAAGAGGAACCCCAGCACUGACGAUGACCUGGCUUUGGUUCUAGAAGCGUCUUUAUAUGGUAGCCGGGGAGUGAGGACGGUCCAGGAGUUUCUGCGGUGGAGCAGGUCAAGUCCUGCUCUCGGCAGGUGGAACAGCUUCAACUCAGCAACUUCAGGUCACUCGGGGCCACUCAGUGUGAUGGACAUACUCAACAUGUGGAAUGAUGACCCAGAGGAGGUUCUGUUGGACCUGGGCUUUGGCUGUGACGAACCUGACCUCUCUGGACGCAUCCCGGCUCGAUUCAUCAAUCAUCAGUCUCAAGCGAGAGGAAUAAACCUGCAGGUGUUUCUGGAGGCCCAGAAGAACCGGCUGGACCUGGAGAACCCAGACGUCAGCAAUCGCUUUAGACAGCUUGAGGUUCUCCAGCAGGUAACUACAGCCUUCUGCCUCCUUGGUGGGGUCUUCCUCACCUCUCAGAGCACCGCUGGGGAAAGCCCUGCCUCCCGAGGCCCAGGAGAGGAGGAAGCCGUGUCAGCAUGCUGUUCAAACGAGCAGUCAAAGAAGUCACUGCACAACCUUAAAACGCAAGACCAAAUCACACCUGCUGCCACAUCUUCUCCCUGUGCUGCGCCCGAGUCACUGCAACCUCCGUUCAGCCUCGGAGACAAGAAGCUCUCCUUUAAGAGAGUCAAGCCUGGACUUCUGGAGACUGUGUGUCUGAGUCCUCUGGCAGAGGAACAAGCUGUUCCGGACCCUCAUCCUAACGUUGCUCCUAUCAUAGCCCAGGAGGGAGCACUCGGACACUGGCCCCUGACGGAUAGUCACCCCCGACCCCCAGCUAACGCUGUUUUACUGAGGAAGAAGAGUCCAGGGCAGGUCAGGGAAUCAUUUGAAAUGGAAGAGAUCCACAGUUUUGAUGACAGCAGUGUCACAGGGAGCUACACGGGAGGAGCAGAACAUGCAGCGCAGGGUGUGAUACGGACCAACAGCUGCCAGUCAGACAGCAGUGGUUUUUUAGAGGAGCCCUUCAUCCCCUCCGUCUCUCUGCAGGCGUCACCCGGACCUGGACUCAUCAAGGCUCUGUCAGGCCUGUCAGGAGGGGGCACUGACAGCCAGAGCAGUGAGAGGCCAGGCUCCCCCUCUCAUUCCUUCCCUCAUACCACUUCAUCUCUCCUGCUCUUCUCAUCUCCGACCUCUUCUGGUGUUGACAAAUCUCUAAUUUCCUCAUGCAGUUCUUCACCAGAGCCUUCAUUAGUCUUUCCCCCUUCCACAUCUCCCGUCUCGUUGUGUUUCCCAAAAUGUAAAAGGCAAAAUUCAGAGACAGAGACACCACCAGAUCAGAAUACGUCUUCACCUACUUCGCUACCUGCAUUGGUGUGCGACUACUUUGCUCCUUGCUAUCCCUCACCCGAGUUACAGGACGUAACACACUCCCGAACUCCAACUCUCGGUUCUCCUGCCGCCUUCACCUCUCUCUCCCCUACAUCUUCCCUGAUGCAACCUGCCUCAUUGAUUCGAGGGUCAGAGGACAUUGAAACUGAAGACAAGGAUGCUGCAUCCCCCCACCUCUCGCCUCUAUUUCAUGACUCAGCAUGGACAAGUGCCCCUCCUCCUGCCUCAUCUCCUUCUCCCUCUCCAAAUUUGGAUUGUCCCGUUCUCUGCCUCGAUUGCUAUGUCUUGUACACAGUCUGACUCCUCCUCUGGGAGUCCAGGGAACACACAGUCAGAACU
This is a messenger RNA of Cottoperca gobio, 2154 nucleotides long. RefSeq names its product ITPR interacting domain containing 1 (gene itprid1). Gene Ontology annotation, molecular function: signaling receptor binding. NCBI's taxonomy places the organism in Eukaryota, Metazoa, Chordata, Actinopteri, Perciformes, Bovichtidae. The coding region runs from base 235 to 2115 and encodes 626 amino acids. The transcript is spliced from 11 exons. The record is from RefSeq and is a predicted model, not a curated record.